Stereum hirsutum FP-91666 SS1 is the source of this 3489-nucleotide messenger RNA. RefSeq lists its product as uncharacterized. The transcript is spliced from 11 exons. Bases 1 to 3489 code for a protein of 1162 amino acids. The record is from RefSeq and is a predicted model, not a curated record. NCBI's taxonomy places the organism in Eukaryota, Fungi, Basidiomycota, Agaricomycetes, Russulales, Stereaceae.
AUGAGUGCCUUGGUGACAUCCAGCCGGCUCACCAGGGCACAGGUCCUGCAACGCGCCCUCGCUAACCGUCCCGAGCUUCAGACCGUCAUCGACGACGAUUCCUCACGCCAGGCCCUUUCUUUCAAGAUCCUGCAGCCCGCCACCCUCGCCCACCACGAACGCAUAAAAACCGCCUGGAAAGAAUUCGUUGGUUCUUGGUAUGAGAAAGAUCCCACAACUCGCGCCCAGCUCGAUUUCGAAUGGAAACCGGGGGCUCCCCAUCCCGAGAGAGUCCAUAUCAAAAAUUUCGUCCUUUACCUCUCUCUGACCAUGCAAGGUCGCUUCGGUGACUGGACGACAAACGAGGACGGCACGCUCUCCCCCCCUCCUCCUACUCUUGGAACCGUCCGCGACUUCAUAAUCAUAUUCACUUCCCUCUUCAACCGCUACGUUCGCAAUCCUCUCCCGAAAUCUCUUACGGACGACGUCAUGCAUUACCUCCGAUCUGCCGAGCUUGCAGAAUCCGUCAAGCUCUCCAAGGGCGCACGAUUCAAGCAUGUAUCCAACUCCUUCGACAUCCAGCUCUUGCUGGAGGACGUCUAUAGCACUCCUCGCAUCAAACUCCAUCGACUUCGGUUCCAGAACGCCCUUCCUCCUAUUAUUACAAGUAUCACGACCGAACGCCCGGGUGCGAUCGUGGAGAGCCACCCACAUCGCGGCUCCAACGAAGCCCUCGCGUGGAAAGACCUCCGUUUCUUUGUCGUACCAAACGAACUCGAUCCUCGUACACCUCACGUAUUCGUCAUGGUUACCAUUCGCCUCCAGAAGGGUCUGCGUCAUAAGGAAGGAGCAUACAAAUCCUUCUUUUUGUAUCCCGAACCUGCCUCCAACAGAGUCCUUUGUCCGCUCUUGCCCAUCCUUUACCUCGCGUUUGACGACAAUAUCUUCGAGGACCUUCAAACACCCGAGGAGCUCCUUACCCCUCGCCUUCUUCCCACAGCAAUCCACGAGCUUCGCAUCCGUCCAUCGAAGAAUGAGCUUCUCAUCCUCCGCCGCCAGAACCUCACCCCUGAUGGCCCGGUCAUCGACCCUCAGCUUGCUAUGCCGUAUAGUGCGCUAUACCGACAACUUUACGCAUCGAGUAUCGACGCCGGCUUUCCUUUUCACUUCACCAUGUACGCCGCUCGACGUGGAGCGGGCCAGAGGAUCACUACGACUCUUUCAGAAGACGAGCGGAAGCAGGCGAUGGGCCACACUGAUUCGUCGGAAACCUGGAUCAAAGCCUAUCUCGGCAAGAUCAACCAUGCAGACCUCCAGAGCGUGCAAGUCGAUCGGGCUGUGGACUCCGACCAGACUUCCUUAUUCGGCAGAGCUUCCGGUCUCGCUAGUCGGGCUGACCCUAACGCUCCGAAACAACUGACCAUCGCACAGCGACAAGAACUCGAGAAUGCGCCAGAGCUCGUUGCUCUGCGCUUGGAGAACAACCAGUGUACCGCCAAAGCGAGGCUUAUCGAGCAAAAAUUGUAUAAUCCUACUUUCAGAGGCGAUCGCAAAGCGUCGGAGAAGGAGAAGGAAGCUCUUACCGCCCAGGCCCACACGUGCAGACGCAACCAUUUGAGGAUUUUCCUGCGGGAGUCUCGAGUUCGCCUUCUGAAGACCCGCAAGCAAUACUUCAUAGACAACUCUCACCGCCAGCUGACGGGAAAGGCUGCUCCUCGCCCCACCCCCAUGCUUAUUGAUUCGAUUCGCGGCCAACGCGCAUCCACCUCGACCACUGAAGCAAUGCCGAUGGGUUUCCCGGAUGACGUCUCCAUUCCGGUAUCCACUGCCCCCACCUUCGAGAGCACGGUUUUCGACCCCCUUGCCAACUUCCUCCAGGCCAUCUCUUCCUCUGAGACGACCGGGAACGACCACCUCCUCGCCUGUGUGAACGCCGCACUCGCCUUACCGGAGCGCAUCUCUGAGGAAACGUUGCCUGGAGAAUCUCCGACUGCUGAAAACAAAUGUCCUAUCUGCGACUUGAGUUGCACGAGCGCGAACAUGAUCCACGGCGUCGGUCUUCACAUUCAUCGCUGUAUCGAGAAACGAUUCCGAGCACAAGUUCAGACCUUUGUCGAGGACACGUUCACUCCUGUCGGCUGUCAAUGGCACGGAUGUCCAUGUCAAGGCGAGGUGUGGAAAGACCGGCCAUCCUUCAUCGUUCACCUUCACGAUAUUAUCGACCAUGGACGUCCCAUCAAACGUAGUCUGCACUCCAUCGACAUUCCAUCUGCGUGCCAAUGGGUCAGUGAACAGGGGUAUAUCUGCGGUCGUUCGAUGGACGAAGACGGCCUCGACUGGAACACGCAUUUUGCCGUAUUUCACGGUCUCAAUACCCAUGCCAAGGUCAGGCUCGACUACUGUAGCAUACGCAAUAUUUGGAUUCCCGACUAUACAGGAGACCACGCCGAACUCCGCACCCACGUGAUGACUGAGUACGAUCAGCUUUUUGCUCAGUUCGAAGUUCGAACACUUGACGAUACCAUCCCGGAGCCCAUCGGAAUCGCCACAUGCCGUGACGGCGCCGCUAUCCAGUACGAGGUCGGUAGCGGCUUCGAGGGAGUCUUGCCUGACUGCCAUGGUCAUAUCGUGCGAGGAUUGGCUAUCACCCCGCUCAUUUGCCCUGUGUGCGUAUACGAUCGUGCUCUUGACAUGGUAUACCGCAUGAAACAAUACACCGAUGUCUCGGCGUUUGCGAGACACUUCCGAACUGUUCACGUUGACAACCUCGAGCUAGAUUCUGAAUACCCCUGUGCUGUCCCUGUGUGUGGCAUUAAGACCUUCAACGUCCACGACUUGGUACGCCACUAUGUCACCAAUCACCGCCUACCCAUCUGCGGCACCGGCCGUGAGACCAGAGUUCGCGUUCUGCUUCUUCCUGCCCUUGGUUCAUACUCUCCGGACACUUCAUCUUCCUCAGCUUCAUUCCUCUCAGCUUCAUUCCUCGCAGAGCCGACCGCGGGAACAUCUACGUCGCUUGUCCCUCCCCCUCUCGAGACUGUAACAAUUGAGAUCGUAGCUCAAACGAACUCCGAGUCGUCGGAUGUCAUCAUCGGCAAACGCCCUCGCAAGCAGGCUCGGGUUCCUAAGAUCGAAGGCUACUGCACCGGUUGUAGGAAGGUCAAGAAAGAUAUCAUCGGGCACCUCCAAUCUCGAGGCCUUGAUACUCAGUGCCGGAAGAAGAGCUCGUACGUCCUCGUCGGUGAUGUAACCGCUCAGCCAAUACCAUGGGUUCCCACCGCAGAAGACAAUGCCUUGAUAGGCUCGCGUGACACAUUAGGGCGUAGCUACUUCUGCAAUGGCUGUCUGACAUGCCAUGCAGACAUACGCGACCAUCUUCCGAACAACUGUCCGAAGGGCGGGAAGAGCUUCAGGUAUAACGCGACGGGAAAGAAUGCUCGGAAGGGUACUUACUAUAAAUUCGAGGAGUGGAUCAAGGAUCACCAAGGAGGAGCUGGCCCAAGCGUUUAG